Molecule: messenger RNA, 2119 nt
Organism: Chenopodium quinoa (quinoa)
Lineage: Eukaryota; Viridiplantae; Streptophyta; Magnoliopsida; Caryophyllales; Amaranthaceae
Exons: 3
Coding region: 1237-1593 (118 amino acids)
Source: RefSeq, a predicted model, not a curated record
CUUUCUUUUUGUAAUCAUCAUGUAUAUCAUGGGUUUUUUUUUUUUUAAUUAAAUGUUAGUGCAGUAAGUUUAGGCUUUAUUGGUUCUAAUUAUUAUAAUUAUGAAAGAUUAUAAUUAGACUAUGUUGUUAGAAAAGAUAAGUAUGAUAGUCAAAAAUUAAAUAAGAAUAAUGAGCCUUACUGAUAAUUGAAUCAAAUAUGCAUUUUCUUUCUAAAAUUAUGUGAGAUUUUGAGCUAUGUUUGAUGAUUGAAUCAAUUUUGUUAUUGCUAAUGUAUUGCGGAACCCUUUAAUGUUAUUGCUAUUAAUUACACCUCAUUUAUUGUUCCUAUCUAAACAAACCGUAUCUAUUCAAUAAAAUAAAAAAAAAAAUCCGUAUUGUACUCCCCUCUAUCCCUUAAUUAAAUUUCUAAUUCUCUGUAUUAUAAGAGGAAUAAUGUUAGAAAUCUGUAUCUAUACUUAAUAUAUAAAAACUCUAACCGGAAAAUACACAUGUCUCCAUUCUAUUACACUUUUCUAGCUUCUUUUACACUAGAUGUGCCACAUGUCUUCUUAUAUAUAUUUUUUUUAUUACACUAUCUUAAUUAUUUCAUUAAACUUACAUUUUCAUCUCUCUCAUACACGCUUCAACGCUUCAAUUCAUAUUCAUCUCCCCUAUUCAAUUCAACCUUUUCCUUUUCUCUCUUUAUUUUUAGUCCCUUCACCUUCUUUUUUUAAAGCCUCAUUUUGAAUUAUAGCCCUAAAAAUCUAAUUUCUUUAAUUAUAUUUUAGAUUACACAUUACAUCCCAUAAUGAUUUAUUGGUAUUUCCUCGAUCAUUACCUUUCAAUACAACUUGCUAUAAACAACCCGUACAUUGCAUGGGUUAGAAGGCUAGUAGAGAUCUAAUAAAGGGACGAAGUCAUGGAGAGAAUACUGCAUUGAAUUGAAUGAAUUUGUUAGGUGGUGUAUUAAACUUAGUUUUCAUAAUAUUUCCGUAAUUUUAGGUGUAGUAGGCUGAAUCCCUUGGUAUUAACGUGCUACGUUACUUUCAUCAUAAAUUCAUAAUGGAUAUUUAAUCAUCAACUGUAAAAAAAAAAAUAAAAAUAAAUAAAAUGCAUGUAAUUAAUUAUCAGGGUUGUGGAAAGCUAGAACCUAGAGGAUGAAGCCAAUUGUAAUUCUGAUUUUGUUCAAUAAAUGAUUUUGUAUUUGCACUCCCAUUUUUUAUAAAUUUUUUGUCUUCCAACACAGAAAACUCAAAAUGCAAAUUAAUGGCUUCUGCCUAGCACUAUGGCUUGUUGGAGUUCUACUAAUGACAUUCAACUCCUCAAGUGGUAUAGUUAAUCGAUCUGUACUAGUUUCUGGUGUAAUGAUAGAAGAUAGCAAUACAAUGACAACAACGAAAAGAAGUAGAUUCCUGAAGGAAAACAGAUUUGGUUUCAACUUUGCUCGCGGAAAUUCAAAUGGUGAUGUGAGGUUGGAAGACUAUGGCCCUGUUGAUCCGAGCCCAAGUCAGGCUACUAUAGAUCAUGGACCUAUCGAGCAUGGCUCUCCUUCACAUCCUUACAUUCCAAAGCCAAAGCCUUCGCCACCGGCUCCUAUUCCCUCUGGUCCAUGAUGGAUCGCCAUAACCUUUGAAAGUCGUCAGCUUAAUUAGCUGUAUUCUUUUUCUCCCACGGAUGCCGAAUGUACAUCUCCUUCAAGUGUAACAUCUACUAGUAUUUCAAAAUUUAUAUGAAAAUAUUUUCUGUAAUAUCACUAUGGUUCCCCUGUUUAGUUCUUGUAUUAAUUUCGCUAAGAGAGUUAAGUUUUCCCGUUGUAGUCUCGAGUCAGCUAGAAAAAAACACUAUGGAUGGUAGAUCAGGUUAUCUAAUAUGCUUAUGAUCAAAACUAUUUACUUGACUCAUUAAUCAUUCAUAGGCAUCUUCCAUAGUAAGUCCUAACAAUGUACAAGUACAGACUAUGUAGUACCUAGUAGAUCAGGCGUAAUGAUAGACAAUAGCCAUACAAUCUGUAUCAAAGUAUUUUGAAAUAGACAAAAAAAAAAUUAUUCACUCUGUCUCAUAAUAUAGUCCCCGUUUUUCAGUUUUAAAAAUUCAAAAUAUUGUUCCUUUUUUAUUUUUGGAUAGUAUGUAAAGACCCUU